GAGGACAAGGCCACAACCUUCUGGUUUUCCUAAUGGCAUCUCCCUCCAGUAGGGCUGAGGCAUGGGCGGAGUUUGGUGAAACUAAAACACCGACAGGCAACAUCCUGUGAGUAUGUGCAGCCUCAGAAGGAUAGACUGCAAUAGCUAGAAGCCUAAGUACAGCUUAAAAUCUUUGGCAAGAUGAUCAAAUCCUUCAAGCAAACGUUUCUGUCCCUGGACCUGCAGUCCCCUCGGUGGACCUCAGCAGAGACGAUGGCAAAGGAUUAUGAACUGCGUCAGUACGAGACGGCAAAGUGGGUCAGCACGGUCAUUAGGGGAGAAACACAGAAGGAGGCGAUGCGCCAAGGCUUCUGGAAACUCUUUCACUACAUCCAAGGGAAGAAUGAGAAAGAAAUGAAGAUUGAUAUGACCGUACCUGUGACCUGCCUGAUAAAAUCUGCCUGCACAGACUUCAAGAUCUCUUUCUUUGUGCCAUUUGAACACCAGGACUCCCCACCCCAGCCCACCGACUCAGAUGUGUUUAUUGAAGAGCGGAAAGCAGCAGCCAUCUUUGUCCGGUCCUUUGGUGGAUUUGCCUCCCCAGAGAAAUAUGCUGAGGAAGCUGAAGUCUUGGCCAGAAUCUUAAGAAACAGAGGCCAACCAUUCCAUGAAGACUUCUUCUAUACUGCAGGCUAUGACAGUCCCUUCAAGCUCUUUAACAGGCACAAUGAAGUGUGGUAUUUUAAGAAGUAAUAUGGUGGUGGUGGGGAAUAUUAAGAGGCUACUAAUCAGCUCUGGAUGGAAGCAGACCUUAUUAAUGGCUUUUGCUUUAGUGCAGAAGAGAUUUAAUUUGCACGUGGACACAGGAUCAUGUCUAAUUUGUUUUCUCUAGGAUGGAAUACUAUUCCGGCUAAAAAGAUUUCAGCUCUUUCUACAAGACAUAAUUUAAAUUCAAGUCAACAGUACCAGCUGGAGUGGGAGGGGGAUAUGGCAAACCUAUUCCUCUUAAUGAAAGGUUCUAAGGAACACUUAAUAAUCUGAAAAUAUUCCUGCAAAACAGUUUGGAUGUCUAGUUUUACUUCUCAUUAGAAGUGCCACAGCAAUAGCUCAAGUGUUGUGGAGAAUGAGUUCUUCAUAGAGCUGACUUUCCCCAUACUGAUAUCACUCCUGAGACAGAAAAAUGAGGGAAAUUCAAUUUUUUCAGAGGAGAAGCCUACCAUUAAUGAAUUUUGGGAAGCAGCAACACUUUAGCAGGUCCUAGUGCCUCAUAAGCAGUAACAUUUUUCUUUAAAUAGUAUUCAUAAAAUCCCCCACCUCUCUGCUCUAUUAUUUUUUUUCUUUCCCUCAUGGAAGGUGGAUGCUGUGUUGCUCCAGACUAAUGCCAGUGACCAGACUAGACCAAGAGUCCAUUGGAAAAGGGUUAACAGUGUCCAAAGCUGUAUGAUUAUUAUGCGUAUAUCACCCACGCCUGAACACACAAUACCAGACUUACUGCUGGUCUGUAAUUUUAGGGGCAAAUACACAAGCAUUAGUGUUUAGCUCUCACCUACAAAACACUAAUUAUACUUCAGUUACUUAGCUUUGUCCAAAUGCUGGUAUUGGUCAGGUCAACUGCAGUCUGCAUACUAGCAAUACCAGACACUUAAGUCUUCUGCAGGACUACCAUUUAAACUACUUUAGUCCCUGCUCUUCCAAGUAUUUGAAGCUUUUAUAAAGUAGCCUAGAGCUGUUUCAAACUGUUCAAGUCAGAAAGCAGUUCACAACAACAGGUAGAGUUUACAAAUUUUUAUUGGUUCCAACCAAUACCAGGCAAAGCAGUGUGGUAAAAAAACCUUGGCUUUUUUAAUGCUGUUCAUUCAAGUGUAACCCAUUAUUCUGCAAUCUUCCACCUAUUAAGACAGACAUAAGAACAAUUAUAAGGCACCAAACCAGCACAAGAAGCUUGCUGAACAACUCAGACCUUAGAUUUUCAUCUCUGUUCAGAGAGAGAGUUCAAGCUAAGGUUAUCAUCAUUUGUUCCAGCAAAUAAACUUUAUUAUUACUACAGUUACA
Molecule: messenger RNA, 2031 nt
Organism: Chroicocephalus ridibundus (black-headed gull)
Lineage: Eukaryota; Metazoa; Chordata; Aves; Charadriiformes; Laridae
Gene: HEBP2
Product: heme binding protein 2
Exons: 5
Coding region: 181-732 (183 amino acids)
Cellular component (GO): cytoplasm
Molecular function (GO): heme binding
Source: RefSeq, a predicted model, not a curated record